AUGACGCUAACUACAACCAUUCAUCAAGCCAUCAUCAGUUAUCCUAAGGUGCAGACACCCUCCUUCCAAAUCAUCAUUUUUAUCAGCGCCAGUAAACCUCGGACCCUGGACGGCAGCGAAGAUGCAGAUUUUUAUGGGCUGGAGAGAAAUUUAAAUCAGCGAGCCUGCUCUCACCGGAGGAGCGUGUGCACGACGCCGAGCAGACGGAGGGAGAAGCGCGGAUCGGGCUGUCAAGAGAGGCUCACUGGAGCAGGGGCGCAUGCGCAGCUUCGAGCUCCAUGCAGCAGUAAUACGUCACCCAUUCAAAACAGAGCAUCUCGCUACCUGCCCAGGCGAUUCCUCCACGGUUCCUCCUCCACGAUCCUCCCCGGAGAUCCCCGCUGCCUCCCCGGUCCUCCGAGCUGCUCCUCCUGGGACAUCGCGAUGGUUCUGGAGGAUGAUUUGAGCACCGCCGCGGCCACCGGACGACCCGGGGACGUGGAGCGUCUCCUCCGGGAAGGGGCGGACGUCAACGGCCUGAACCGGUUCGGACGCAGGGCUCUGCAGGUGAUGAUGAUGGGCAGCGAGGCGGUGGCUCGGCUCCUCCUCAGUCACGGAGCGGAUCCCAACGUAGCGGACCGCAGCACCGGGAGCACGCCGCUGCACGACGCCGCCAGGACGGGCCAUGUGGGCACCGUGCGGCUGCUGGUGGAGCACCGGGCCGACCCACAGGCCCGGGACAACAAGCAACGUCGGGCCGUGGACCUGGCCGAGGAGUACGGCAACAGGGACGUGGUUGCCUUCCUGGAGGAUCUGUGAAAACCACCGUGC
Limanda limanda (common dab) is the source of this 810-nucleotide messenger RNA. It is a transcript of the gene cdkn2, whose product is annotated as cyclin-dependent kinase inhibitor 2A/B (p15, inhibits CDK4). The coding region runs from base 1 to 798 and encodes 265 amino acids. Gene Ontology annotation, biological process: regulation of cyclin-dependent protein serine/threonine kinase activity; negative regulation of cell population proliferation. Lineage: Eukaryota; Metazoa; Chordata; Actinopteri; Pleuronectiformes; Pleuronectidae. The transcript is spliced from 5 exons. The record is from RefSeq and is a predicted model, not a curated record. Gene Ontology annotation, molecular function: cyclin-dependent protein serine/threonine kinase inhibitor activity; protein kinase binding. Gene Ontology annotation, cellular component: nucleus.